Molecule: messenger RNA, 186 nt
Organism: Penicillium psychrosexuale
Lineage: Eukaryota; Fungi; Ascomycota; Eurotiomycetes; Eurotiales; Aspergillaceae
Exons: 2
Source: RefSeq, a predicted model, not a curated record
AUGAAGCUCACAGCCUUCUUCUACGGGAAAUGGCAAACACCCACUUUCUCGACCCAUGAUGAGGCCUUUGCUGUACAGUCUAUUGAGAUCUCACUCGAUAGUACUAGCAAGGCUGUUUCAACACUUGAUCUCAUGCCGCUUACGAGCAUCCCAGUAGGAAUUCUGGGAGCUAUCCACUUAGAUACA